Messenger RNA from Aphanomyces invadans, 738 nucleotides. RefSeq lists its product as hypothetical. The record is from RefSeq and is a predicted model, not a curated record. Gene Ontology annotation, molecular function: protein binding; peptidyl-prolyl cis-trans isomerase activity. Lineage: Eukaryota; Oomycota; Saprolegniomycetes; Saprolegniales; Verrucalvaceae. Gene Ontology annotation, cellular component: cytosol; nucleus. Bases 63 to 626 code for a protein of 187 amino acids. The transcript has a single exon.
CUAGAAGUCACAUCUGGUUUCUGUGGCGCAUCCACGCCGCCAAAUCAGCCGCGGGCAACGUGAUGUCGUCGCCUCGAGGAGACAAGCUGCCAUCAGGAUGGACACGUGUCGAUAGCAAGAGCCGUCCUGGGGAGUACUACUACUUGAACAAGAAGUCUGGAGAAAAAACGUGGAAACUCGCAGACAUUGUAUCCAAGGAGUCCAGCAAGCGCAAGCGAUCAGCCGACGAAUGCAGUGGCCCCAACAAAAAGCACAGCGAGUCCCAGGUCCAAGUGAUGCAUUUACUUGUAAAACACGUUGAGAGUAGGCGCCCGGCGUCAUGGAGACAAGACCCAAUCACGCGCAGCAAAGAGGUGGCACGGUCACGUUUAGAAGGUCUCAGAGACCAAAUCCUUCUUGCUGGAAAGAAUCAAGACAACCCGAACGCGUUGAAAGAAAAGUUCCAAGAGCUUGCCACUACCGAAAGUGACUGCAGCAGUGCGAAGCGCGGCGGGGACCUGGGCAAGUUUGGCAAGGGGAAGAUGCAGCCGUCAUUUGAGAAAGCAUCGUUCGCCCUUCGUGUCGGUGAACUCAGCGACAUUGUGGAGAGCGAUAGUGGACUUCACAUCAUAUUACGUACUAAGUAGUCGUGCGGAAGUCGCUGAAUGCAGAACGCUCGCUCUCUUGGAGCUUUUUGUCUGCGAUCACAGGGGACAUUGUGAACAGAACUAUGUUACUACAAUGCAAAUAUUUGAGAAA